This is a messenger RNA of Mytilus trossulus (common blue mussel), 1497 nucleotides long. RefSeq lists its product as uncharacterized. NCBI's taxonomy places the organism in Eukaryota, Metazoa, Mollusca, Bivalvia, Mytilida, Mytilidae. The record is from RefSeq and is a predicted model, not a curated record. Bases 343 to 1401 code for a protein of 352 amino acids. The transcript is spliced from 4 exons.
AAUAACUGCUUCUUAGAACGACGAUUUUUUUAACAACCUUUUGAACCGAUGAGACUCUUGAACGGUCGGCUGAAAAAUUGCUUCCAAUUAAAAAAAAAGAAAACAAUCAGUAAUUGACUUACUUACCAGAGAUCACGACACCUAAUCACGUGCACAAACCUGACAUUUCAUAACUUAGGACAAACCCCAUAACGACGACGACGACCAUGAUGAUUAUGAUAAUAAUGAUGAUAAUGAUGAUAAUGAUGAUUACGAUGAUGAUGACGAUGAUGAUGACGUCGACGACGACGGACGAAGACGACGAGGAGGAGCAGGAAGAGCAGGAGUAGGAAGAGGAGCAGGAUGAGGAGGAGGAGCAGGAUGAGGAACAGGAGGAGAAGCAGGAGGAGGAGCAGGAGGAGGAGCAGAAGGAGGAACAGGAGGAGGAGCAUAAUACAUGUACAAGAUUCAAGAUCAGUUUCAAAGUAUACUGCAGUUGUAGGAGAUACCGUAACGCUUAAUUGCCCAGAAAAUUCAAAGAAUUCAGUUACAUGGCAUGGGCCUGAAGACUACUUUCCAUAUAGUGAAGAUGACAAAAUUAACCCUGCACUUAUCAGCAAAAAUAUUGAUAUAGUUGGGAACCAUAGCAAGGGAGAAUAUAAUUUAGAAAUUCUCAAUGUAUCGUAUGCAAACCAAGGGAAUUACCGAUGUAGAGUAUUAAACAACAGAGCAGUGGAAUAUGAGAUAUCGCUGGUUGUCAAAGAUAAACCAUCAACAGAUAAAGAACUAAUGGCCAAUGAUGAACCAACAGAAACAUAUGAGGUAGUCAACUAUCCUGACAAUCCCCUCCAAAAUACCAAAGCUCAGACUGACUACAGUUUCAACAAUUUAAACGUCAGCAUUCAUAAUAAAGGCUGUACAAACGAAUUUCAAUUCAUUAUCGUAUGCAUAGCCUCUUCAGUUGCAGUUGUGAUUGUCAUCGUUACUUUACUUGGUAUUGUAUUAUCACAAUAUUACAAGACAAAAUACAGAAAACAAGAUCUUCCAGAAAUCGAAAUUACAAAUGAUUACGAAGAAAUCGAUAGCACGAAUAGUGACGUAACACAGGAUGCACACAUCAUCAUCAACCCAAGACAGGAGAGUCAUAUCUCAACAAUCAGAAUAGAAGAAAUAAACAGUCCAUCAGAUGCCAUAAUUAUUGACAAAAAUGCUUCAAAAUGCCUAACACAAUCUACGGAUGAAGAUACUGUUCAUUCAACCAACUGGCAUAGUUCGAUAUAUUAUGAAAACGAUACUUUUAGUUGUUAUACAGAUGAAAAGGAUCGAAAUGAUUACCUUCAUCCGUAUGUCGGACUAGGACCACAGGACUACUUAAGUCCAUACCAGUCACUUCAGUUACAACAGAAUGAUACAGAGAAAUAAGCUCAUUGCACAUAUGUUUGGUACAUAUUACGAGGAUAUCAUAGUUACUUUAUAUAUAUAUCUAUUUCUCUAAUUUUUCGUCAAAUUAUCCCUUUC